Molecule: messenger RNA, 1889 nt
Organism: Stegostoma tigrinum
Lineage: Eukaryota; Metazoa; Chordata; Chondrichthyes; Orectolobiformes; Stegostomatidae
Gene: rnaseh2a
Product: ribonuclease H2, subunit A
Exons: 8
Coding region: 266-1051 (261 amino acids)
Biological process (GO): DNA replication, removal of RNA primer; mismatch repair
Cellular component (GO): ribonuclease H2 complex
Molecular function (GO): RNA-DNA hybrid ribonuclease activity; RNA binding
Source: RefSeq, a predicted model, not a curated record
UAAGUGGGUGUAGGUCUGGCUUAAGAGGCCAGGAUUAGGCAAACGGAGGAGAGGGUAGGGCGAGUGCUGGGUCAAUAAUGGAGGCCUGGGGAAAGCCCAAAGGAACAAAGGGGGAGGAUCAAUUUGAGUGUGGCUGUAGUGGUGGGAAAAGGGUUGGUGAGGGCUGGGCAAAUGUGGAGGGGGAGAUGGUUAGUUCUGAAUGAAUAAUGGAGGGAAAGGGGGUGUGACCUAGAGGAAAUGGCUUCAGGUGCCUCAGUCUUUGAUCAUGAUAUCUGCCUGGCCAAUGGUGUAUGGAAUCUGUUAUUGCCUGCUUUCUAAACAACAGCAACUUGAGGAGCUCAAGGUUGCAGACUCCAAGACACUGACAGAGAAAGAGAGAGAGAAACUGUUUACUAAGCUGGAUGAAGCAAAUGAUUGUAUUGGCUGGGCCUUGGAGAUCCUUUCGCCCAACAUAAUCUCAACUUCAAUGCAGCAAAGAACUAAAUAUAACCUGAAUGCAUUGUCUCAUGAUGCUGCCAUUGGACUCAUUCAGUAUGCAUUGGACAGUGGUGUUCAAGUGAAAGAGGUUUAUGUAGACACAGUGGGACCGGCAGAAAAGUAUGAGGCAAAGUUGAAGGAACGCUUCCCAGAGCUGGAGGUCACAGUCAGAUCCAAGGCUGAUUCCUUAUUCCCAAUAGUCAGUGCAGCCAGCAUCUGUGCUAAAGUUGCCAGAGAUCAUGCUGUUCAAUCGUGGAAAUUUGUUGAAAAUCUAGGUGAUAUUAACCUGGAUUAUGGUUCAGGGUAUCCGAACGACCCUAAAACAAAAGACUGGCUGGAGAACCAGUUGGACCCUGUUUUUGGAUUUCCGCAGUUUGUGCGCUUUAGUUGGAGCACAGCGCAGGCAAUUCUGGAUACACGGGCAGUACCUGUCCACUGGGAUGACGACGAGGAUGGCAACAAAAAGGAAGCAUCUUCAGUGCUAUCCUACUUUCAAAGAAAGACCGAAAGCCGUAAAGAUCAGCCACAUCGUUUCUUCGCUGAAAGGAAACUUGUCUCUCUUGUGAAUCUCUGAGCAUUUGAUCUCACGAAUGUGGAAAGUAUGCAAAACAGAGUUUGGAAUUGAAAUGCUUAUGUGUUUGGGGCUGUGGGAGAUGAGGAAAACAAAAGCACAGAAUGAGCUUUUCCAAGAAAGAGAAAAUUCGUUUGGAAACAUGGGUUGGCAAUGAGCAACCAUCCAACCCAUGCAUUCCAGAAGCCACAGUAACCCUGAAUUGAAUGUUUCAUGAGAAUAUUGAACCUGUAACUAUUCAUCAAGGACUUAUUCCUUAUCAAGUUUGGAUCAGUUUAUUUCCUUAGAUUUGCGUUGUUGGGUAUUUGAUUAAGACAGAAGCUGUUUUUGAACUUCAUUAUUUUGAGAAUGGUUUUUAUGAAACAACUCUUUUUUUUGGUUCCUUCCAGAAGACUGACUUUGUUCAAUUCUGAUGAAAGGUCCCUUGAGCCGAAAUAUUUCUGUCGACAGAUCUGCAGAGUAUUUCAAGGUUUUUUUUGUUUUUUAUUUCAGUUUUUCACUAUCUGCAGUAAUACUGCUCUUGUAUGAAUGGAGAUAGAUUGAAGAUUUUUCUCUUCGAUUGGUAUCUCCUGUCGCUUUAGACAGGAAUAGGCUGGGAAUAAAUUUUUACUUCGUUUCUUUCAACUCUCCUUCCCUUUUUCUGAGGUGCUGCCUGGUGACUUUGGUUGAAUAACAUGGAAAUCCCUCUGUAGGAAAUCAUAAACUUGUCCUUAAGCUCUGUUUCUUGUGCAGCACAUUGUAGUUCCAGAGCCAGUAGCUCAAUAUUUGUCUUGUGAAAAUUUGCUAAUGGAUGCCUGUGAGAGUUUAGAAUUAUACCAAUAAAACAUUUUGUCUUUUGGAA